GAAGUAACACACCUCGUACAAUUGUUUCGUAAAUAUUUUGGUGACUUUUAAUUUUAAUAAUGAUUCGAUGUUACUGGUGCAUUCUGUGUCUGUGUUUCUGUUUCUACGUGCUCAGUGAUGAUAGAUCGGAACUAGGAUAUCCUAGAGGACUUCUGUCAGAAUGUCCUGGAUCAACGAAGCCGGCCACAAUACCGCGAGCUCAACUGAAGUACCUUUAUUUCGUGGUACAAGGACGAACCAGCAGGAAGAGGUACACGUAUUGGACUGCUCACAAUAUUGUCAACGAUUCUAGGAUUGACUUUAAAAGGAGGACUGUAGUGAUCGCAAUUGGCUACUUAGACAGUACGAACUUUCCGAUAUCGACAAUCCUCACAGACGAAUAUAUGAACAGGAAUUAUAACAUCAUACUUAUCGAUAACCAGAGAUUCGCCACAGUUCACUACUUCUUGGCGACGCGGCUUAUGCGUCCAGUUGGGAAACGAGUUGCUGAAAUCCUUGCUAAGCUAGCACACGCUGGCCUUUCUCCCGACAAAAUGGAACUGCUUGGCUUCAGCCUUGGUGGACAAACAGUCAGCUAUAUAGCGACAAAUUAUCAGAAAAUCACCGGUAGAAAUAUAUCCAUAAUAACAGCUUUGGAGCCAGCUGGACCAUGCUUUAGGACCUUGAACAGAAGCGAGAGACUAGACGCUUCAAAUGCAGACUUUAUUCAAGUACUACACACUAAUGUCGAUGGAUACGGAAUGGCGAACAAAAUGGGACAUGUCGAUUUUUAUAUCAAUGGAGGUGAAUAUCAACCAAGUGAUCUAAACUUCUAUCCUUGUACCUCUACUUGUAGCCACUUCCGAGUGCUUACGCUUUGGGCUCUGGCGAUGCAAAAUCCGUCCAAAUUCAUUGGAAUUAAGUGCAGAAAUAUACAAGAAGCCAGAGACGCGAUGUGCUAUAGUGAUGUGCCAAUAACUAACGUCAUAGGAUCAGAUGUCGAUGUUAAUAAUCACGGCAUUUAUUAUGUAUCGACUAGUAAGCAUUACCCGUAUUAUUUAGGUGUUAAUGGCCUAAAGGCAGAUUAUGCAGCAUGGAGAAGAAUAAGUGAUAUAAAUGACAGUAAUGAUAGUAUUAUUUAUACUUAAUAAAAUAGUUACAGUAAAAUUUGAUCCAAUUAAGGCUUCUUUUUUAAGAUAAACAGUUCAGUAAAACCUUUGACAAAUCCCGAAUGUGCCAGAAUAACACCAAAUAAUGCAAAUAUUAUAGCGAUUCCUAUAAAUUUUUACCUGCCGCUAUCAUUACCUGUUUUCAAAUACUAAGAAGAUAGAUUAAAGUAUAGGUAAUUAUUAUUUAUUAAGUAGGUAUAUUUUCAAACAUAGGUAGAUCCAUGAUAUAAAAUGUAAUGCGGUGUCUAAGGCUUACAUAGACUAAAAAAGACUGUUUACGAAUUAUCAAUCAAAAUCGCUUCCAGUCGCAAUACAUUUGCUGUUCUUUUGUAUCUUAUUGUAUCUUAAUCUCCGUUAGUGAAUCUUCUUUUCUCUCGCACUCGUUAUCUAGGGUAUAUCAUACCAAUUUGAUACACAUUUACGAAGACAGUGACGUAUUGCGACGCCUUUAGCUGGCAAAGGGACCUAAAUCUGUCUAAUUUAUGCAUAUUAUAUUAUGUAGUUGUAAACUAGUUGCAAGUCUGCUUGAUUUAUACUUUUCACUUAUUUUUAGUUUUAACGUUAUUGAGGAAAAUUCAACUGGAAAUAAUAAACUUUUAGAAAACCUA
This is a messenger RNA of Leptidea sinapis, 1756 nucleotides long. RefSeq names its product pancreatic lipase-related protein 2-like. Lineage: Eukaryota; Metazoa; Arthropoda; Insecta; Lepidoptera; Pieridae. The record is from RefSeq and is a predicted model, not a curated record. Gene Ontology annotation, molecular function: lipase activity. The transcript has 4 exons. Bases 60 to 1127 code for a protein of 355 amino acids.